GCCCCUUCUGAUUACAAAGAUAAAAAAGGCUUUGAUCCUGUUCAUUAGAACUGUUUGUGUGCUCAUUGCUCUCAGAUUGACUAAUGCUUAGAGUAAAAAGUGGAAGGCUUUAAUUUUUUUUGUGGCAACUGAAAAAUUUGGAAAAAAACAUUUUUCUUUACUGGAUUUCUUUUCUUCAUCUGGUAUCCAAAAUGAGUAUCAAUCUGACAACAAACCUGAGCUUCGGGACUCUGCUGACUGACUCUGAGGAAAAACAAAGAAAUGGACUUUCUAGAACAGGCCACACCAUCACGGCAGUAUUCCUGGGUUUGAUACUUAUCUUGGGUUUCGUCAAUAACUUCAUUGUGCUCGUCCUCUUCUGCAAGUUUAAAGUCCUUCGAAAUCCUGUGAACAUGCUUCUGCUGAACAUCAGCAUCAGCGACAUGCUGGUUUGUCUUUCAGGUACCACACUGAGUUUUGCAUCCAGCAUCCGAGGCAGGUGGAUCGGAGGAUACCACGGAUGCAGGUGGUAUGGUUUUGCCAACUCUUGUUUUGGUAUUGUGUCUCUGAUUUCCCUGGCCAUCCUAUCUUACGAGCGUUAUAGAACCCUCACCCUAUGCCCCAGACAAGGGGCAGACUAUCAGAAGGCACUACUGGCUGUUGCUGGCUCAUGGAUGUAUUCUUUGGUCUGGACUGUACCACCUCUGAUUGGCUGGAGCAGUUAUGGAACUGAAGGAGCGGGGACAAGCUGUUCAGUGCACUGGACCUCGAAGUCAGUCGAAUCUGUGUCCUAUAUCAUGUGUCUCUUCAUCUUCUGCCUGGUCAUCCCCAUCCUGAUUAUGGUCUACUUCUAUGGACGACUUCUGUAUACAGUCAAGCAGGUUGGGAAAAUCAGGAAGACUGCUGCUCGGAAAAGAGAAUAUCAUGUCCUCUUCAUGGUUGUCACGGCUGUCAUCUGCUACCUAAUUUGCUGGGUACCAUAUGGGAUGAUUGCAUUACUUGCUACAUUUGGCCCCCCAGGAGUGGUGUCACCAGUGGCCAAUAUUGUACCAUCAAUUUUGGCAAAGAGCAGCACUGUAUGCAACCCAAUCAUCUAUAUACUUAUGAACAAACAGUUCUACAAGUGUUUCCUCAUCCUCUUCCACUGCCAACCUGCUUCAUCUGCCCCUGAUGCUUCAUUGUGCCCUUCCAAGGUGACAAUGAUUCAGCUGAGCCAAAGGAAGAACAAGGAAGCAUCAUGUACUGUUCAAGACCUUCCCGAAGUCAGCAAAAACCAGCUGUGCCUCCUGAGCCCAGAGUCCAGUGUGGCUCCAGCCCCAGAACACCCACCAGAGAAGAUGGAGGAGACUCCUUUGUCUGAAUAACUUAUUUCUCACCUUCAUCCCGUCUUGUUCAAAUAACCUCAACUAAUCUCAACAGUAUUGAUAACCUGCGUGCUGUUCCCUCAGCAUGAACAGUGUGCUUUUCUUGUAUGGGUUUUUUUUUGUUGUUAUUUUGGUUAAAAUAUCACCGAAAAAUAUAGGCAUUUUUGUUCAUUGGUGAUGAUGAGUUUACCCCUGUGGAGAACAGGUGAAGCCUUGUCUCUAAAAACAAAGUUGCUCUUUGUCCUUCAUUCUGGAAGGGGACAAAUGACAUCAUGAAGGUGAUGUCUUGAUUUAG
This is a messenger RNA of Phascolarctos cinereus (koala), 1638 nucleotides long. Lineage: Eukaryota; Metazoa; Chordata; Mammalia; Diprotodontia; Phascolarctidae. The record is from RefSeq and is a predicted model, not a curated record.